GAUUCGUAAGCGCUGUUUUAGCGCUGUCGCAGUGUUUUGUGCGAGCAGAGUCGCUGAAUCUGUUUUGUAACAGCCGUUUGUUUAUAUCAACGUAGCGCAUUCGCGUCGGCAAUUUGUAUUUGUGCGAACUCAUCCUCUCCGUUCAAGCAUUCACUCCGCACUGUCGUAAAUUUCUUCGGGACAUCUCCGUGAGAAAAUUCGAUCGCUGCUAUGCGCACCGCCCUGCUUUUCGCUACUAGGUUAUGACAUUCUGAUUAGUGAUCAUCGAUUCUCAUAAGCUAGACUGAGUCGCCUACGGCCACAGUACGUCGCUUCCAUUGCCCAUCUUGCUCGGAACCAAUGGAGGCAGGGCAAGGUCCUGUUCAGGAUCGGGCUACGGGGGCAACUCCGAAGACGUCGCUUAGCUGCCGAACGUCCUCUACUAGCCGCAUAAACACUGAAUGCAUCUCGCACCACUGGACCAUCGAGAACUUCAGCAAGUGCCAGUUCUUCCAAAGCGGUACAUUCUUCAGCGAAGAGUUCCCAAAGGAUUCGUCACUGGUGCGCCUCAAGCUUCGGUUGGAUCUGACAAAGGACUAUGCAUCCAUCUGUGUGGUGCCCUUCCAUGGGAUGCAGGGGCGCAACUGUGUGUACACGCUGACGCUUCUCGGCGAGGCGGGACGGCCCGUGCAGCGGUACUUCCACAACGGCUUCCAUACGCUCUACCGCGGCAGCACAAACUACCUGGGCAUUGAGCUCUGCAAGGCGUUUCUCUACAACCGCGAGAAUAAGUGCAUCCACGGCGAUGCCCUCAGCAUUCUGUUCGAGGUGGAGUUCCUCGCAGACAGCACCAACACGCCCAUCAAGCGUACGGACAUCCCUGUCAGCCCGCUACUCAAGAACUUGGCGGGCCUGCUGGAGGACAAGAGCUUUGGCAACGUGCAGCUGACGGUGCAGCAGCGGAACCUGUAUGCCCAUCGCGAUGUCUUGAUGCUUUCAUCGCCUGUGUUCGGUGCCAUGUUCUCGCAUCCCACCAAGGAGUCCCAAGAGCAGGUAAUCCACCUGCCGGACCAAUCCUUCGAUGCCAUGCGUGAGAUGCUGCUCUUUAUCUACACUGGUGAGGUUCCGAAUCUGGACAAGGUUGCCGAAGACUUGUAUGUGGCUGCAGACAAGUACUCAAUGAGUGAACUGAAGACUCUCUGUGGGGACUACUUGGGUUCAAACUUGACUGUAGAGAGGGCAGCAGAUGCGUUUGUCCUCUCGAACAUGUACAGCGAUGCCGAGCUGUCGCGUAGCAUUGCUCGUUUUAUUGCAGACCAUCUGGUGGCUGUGCAAAGAACUGCUGGCUGGAAGAACAUCUGGGGCAAACCUGACAUCACUGAGCGGCUGUUUAUGCUCAUUGCUGACAUUGGAAAUACCCUCGAGCCAGCCACAUAGUCUCUUGCUGACAGACUUAUUCCAGCAUUUUGCUCCACUGGUCAGUGUGGGUUGUGGAAUGGCGACGAGGGUGGAAUUUUCCAUAGGAGCUACUCGAAAACCAGAAGUUUGCACUUGUGUAUCCGCAUACGUCGUCGUCUCUUACUCAGUGUGUUCUUAUGAAAAUUGGGUAUCCAAUCUUUUGCCAUGUCAGGCAUGAGUUCUGAACAAAUAAAAGAACAUGCACAAGCUUUGUCGGUACUAUAUGUUCAAAGCAUGUCUAUUGUGGUGCUGUCAGGUUACACUCGUUGCUGAUAUUGGCUGUUGCCAUGGGUUGGCUCUUUAGGCCGAUCUACUAAAGACAUUUUGCCUGUUUGCGUGGUGGCUGGCAAUGUAGUGAAAGUGUCUUUUCGAAGAUUAGCUAAAUGCGAAAAUUUUGUGUAAAUAGCUUCAAAUGUUUCCACUCCGGGUGUACUCUGAAUUUGUGAAAAGUGUACUCUGCUGGCUUUUAUUAAAAGCUGGAGCCAAGCUGUGUGCUGGCUCUUGGAGGUCAGGAUGAUUGAUGCAAAUUUAGUAUUGUGACACACUUGUGACUGACAUAGGCAGAGUCCUUAUUUAACCUAGCAGCUUGUUUGUAAAUUGUAAAAAUGGUCCACCAGUACUUUGCUGCACUAGCGUGUAUUGUGUGGGAGAUUUUUGAGGUUGUGCCAAGUUGAAAGUUGUAUGCAGAGGAAAAUUUUCCUUCCAGAUAUUUUGCAUUGUGCACUCCCAAAAGCUAGCACUUACACAUGAUAAUCUGUGAUGGAACCAACAGUCAAUACAUUGAACUAUUCUGGUAGUAUAAGUUGCAUUUGUAGAGUUUCUGAGGACGAAGUCUGUGAUUGUGAGUAGAAGCAACACUAAGGACAGGUGCAAAAUGUUUGCCGUAUAUUUGCUGAUGCUGUAAGACAAAAGUGAGAGCAAAAAAUGAAAGCUGGGCAAGUUAGUGCACAAUCAACUUUAUAGCAAAAUACAUACAAACAGCCCAUAAAGCAGUGAAAGCCCACAAACAGGCCACAAGGCAGUGGAAGCCCUCUUGUGUUUUUUGAGAACGACGGGCUUCUGUGAACGCCUCUGACUUGCUGUGGAGUUCAACACGCUGCAGUGAAUUUACCAAGUAACAAAAAACUAAAAAGUGAACCUGGGCUCUCCUCACAACUACGUAAGGUAACUUCAACUUGUUGGUUGUGUGUAGCGGUUGUGUGUAGCGGUUGUGUUUUUCAUUUGUAGAUUCAUAUUGGUGCUAUGUUCUCAUGCUGCAGAGAAAGUUAAAAUAGGUGACCUCCUUUUCAUGUCUUUUAGAUUUACCACUGAAAACGAUUGCUCUUGAUUACAUCUUACAACUCUCUAGCAAUUUAUUAUAUUGUUUUUCAAUAUGUUAUGUUAGCCAUAAGGUGUUUGCAGUUGAUGGGGCUGGGGGCUAAGUUGCUGACAGCAGCAGUAAUGCAGAAACAUUGAAAGCAAGUUAUUGAUGACUUGCUAACAUUGGUAACAUUAAAGUUCAAAACUGGCAUAAAAACUGUCUGUUUGCAUGCAUGCCGAAAGAGUGGGUUAAACCAGUCAUGUCACUUCUAUAGAGAAAGUGACUAGGCGCUAUUCCAUGUUUCUACAUACUGCGUUGACACAGUGCAGCCGUCAAUAAAACAGCUGUAAGCAUUGUGCUACUUGCAUGUGCCACUAACCAGAGGCAGUGCCGAAAGUUAGUGCCCGGCAUGAGACUUCGUCCCAUGCCGGGGACGAAGUCUCAGUAGUAAUUGUAACAUUCUGAAGUUUUGCAAUAUUUGAGCGGUCCUUCAAGCACACCAUUAUUUUGGUUGUUGGGUUUCUGCACAAAGAAGGAUUAAUGUCGGUGUGUUAGCAACAUGAAAGCUUUUCAAUAUCAUGUAGAACUUGACUGCUCUUGUGCUGUGAAAUGCAAGCAGGGAGCAAAUUGGGAUGUUAAUACACCAUGUGGAAAUAAGUAGCAAUUUGUGCUUGCAUUUUAGAGCUUUAAAGAAUGAAAUAUGGGUAAGUCUAGAAAGUUGAAGUAUGCUAUUUGUCUGCACUUUUAAUGUAGAUUGUAUUGUAGGUUGCACAAGUUUGCUCACAUCUCGCAUUAUGGUUGUUGCGUACAAAUGUGGCCACUAGGAUGGGCCGAGAGACUACGUUACCUGUUUUUUAAAGCUGUCUAAGUUGAGAGACUGUUUAAGAAUGGCCAUAGUACUGUGAAAGUAACUGUGAAGUAUUACUGUAAAAAUGUUUCUGUUGCGCAAUAUAAAGCACUGUGAUCCAGCAUAUCUGGCGGGAUAAAGCUGUCGGUCUUGCACAGUCUUUCAGUUUUCUUUGGCACCUGCUGCUAACUUCAUCUAUUAUAUCUGCCAACCAGUGUAUGUACAAUAAGGUGGCCUUGCCUAGCUGUAGCUACCACUCCAAAGUAAUUAAUCUGCAAAUGCAGGUGGUACCCAGAUGGUGAUGUAAAAGAUCAAUGUGCUGUGUGUUUUCCUCUGAAUUUUUAAAUGUCCUUUGGCAUGUAUUUACGCAGCUCAGUUAUGUGUUUAAUGUUCUUCACUGUACACACUAAGGUCAGUUCAGGGUGCUGCAAUGCUUUUUUGCUUGAAUGCUCAAGUCCUAGAGGCCAAAGUUAGUGUGUGUUUUUAAGCAUCUAGAGAGUGCAUUUGUCAUUGGCACGUCUUCAGUGUGCACCAAGCUGUGGUGCUGCGUUCAACAUUCUAGUGCAAAUGUACAUAUACCUAGAAUAGUGGUUUCAACUAACCAUUAUCAUGUGAGUUGUAUUUAACUAUGUCAUUGUAUUCAUUGUAAUAAAAGGAAAUGUGAUAGACUGUA
Messenger RNA from Rhipicephalus microplus (southern cattle tick), 4257 nucleotides. Its product is annotated as speckle-type POZ protein. The record is from RefSeq and is a predicted model, not a curated record. NCBI's taxonomy places the organism in Eukaryota, Metazoa, Arthropoda, Arachnida, Ixodida, Ixodidae. Gene Ontology annotation, molecular function: protein binding.